AUGAAACCUGAAGCCCUGCUAACAAUGAGACCGUUGUCCCCUCGUUUUGCUUCAUUGGAGAAAUCCCUGACAGACAGCAAAGGACAUUCCAACGACUCAUCAAAGAAUGGAGGGGAGGUGAGAUUGUCUCCAAGGAUACUUGAACGUAAAGACGAGUCCAUUGCAGUUGAUUACUUAGCUUUGCCAGAGCCCCUAUCGCACCGGCUUUCACCUGUCCCUGAUUUUAGUGAAGUUGCUUUGGGGUUUGAUUUUGAUAACUUGGACGGGGACAGAAUGAGCUUGUCUUUAGAAAAAACACCGGAUAGUGACUCAAUCAGCAUAGCAACAAGACCCUUGCUGGAAGAAUUACAAGAAGCCGGGUUCAGUGGAAAUACCACAAAUGGGUAUUUCGGUACAUUGAACGAUAUUGGAGAAUCUAGUGAACUGACCAGAGGUCGGCAGACGGAGAAAGAGGAGGCUAAGAAGAAGACCGCCAAAGGCAAGCAAGGACAGCUGAGGCAGACGUCACCGAGUCGCAUUCCGAGAUUGACGAUCAAAGGGGCAGGUGGCAGUGCGGAGAAAAAUAAAGGCGAUGUUAGUCAUAAAAGCGAAUCACAAAAUACAGUUUCUGAUUUAGAAAGUUUAAAGACAGUUAAAAAUUAUGAUGAAAUUAAAGCCACAGAAAAACGCGGAAGAGAAGGUGUUACGACACUAACUGACACCUCGGUUAAAGACCUUCAGCAAACGCAGGGCUCAAACAUGGAGAGAAAGUUGCUUUCAACAUUGCCAAAAAAGUUAAGGGAAGAAGCUGUGUUAAGGACACUUGCCUCAAAUUUGAAACUGGCAUCAGCCACAUCCAAGUCUGUUUUGGCCAGAAAACAAACGCUAGAAGGCAGGCAAUCUGUUGAUAGCGGACGAGAAAGUGUCGGCGAGGAGGAAAAUAGACCGAGACUCUACAGGUUUGAUUCAAAUUCAUCGGUGUCGAGUGUUGGCAGUGCGAGGAGUGCUACACGAACAGGAAAUGGAACUAUCAAGCCUUGGUCCGUCGUAAUGGCUGCUGAAAAUAUCAAGAAACGAAGGGAUGGUGCUGCCAGAAAGAGAACGAACGAUGAACUGGACACCUUGAAAAAGAAGGCAGAGCAGUCCCAGGCCAAGUCAAACAGCCUCGAAGCCGAGCUUGAGCCAUUGCGGGAAAAACUAAGAAGAUACGAAGGAAUUAUUGAAAGUCUGGAGGACAAAAUCGAAGAGAGUAAACAAGAGAUGUUAGUGAAGGAGCGUGACCAGUUAGCAAAAAUUGAUCGGUUGGAGAGAGCACAUAGUAAAGAGCUACAAAAUGAACGUUAUACGAGGGAGGAAAUCGAGAGUGACUUAAAAGACAAAGUGAAACAAUUUGAGUCAGAGGUGAAAUUUUACAAGAAGCAAGUCGAUGAGCUCGAGGACAAUUUGGCUAUGCUGAAAGAAGGGUCCGAAGUGGAUGAAGAUAAUAGCCCUGCCGCAAAACAGCUGUCAAGUCUGCGGAAAGAGCUCGUACAAGUCAGGGAGGUUCUAGCCACAAGUGAGAAAGAAAGAUUAAAUGAAAGAAAAGAAAAACUAUCUGCGUUGCAGAACAUGAUAAAACUAACGAAGUCCAAAUCAGAUGUCGAAGAGGAACUAGACGAGCGAAAGAAAGCCGAUACGAAGGAGAAUAGCGACAAGUAUAUGCAACUUAGCGGGAAAUUAGCUGUCUCCGAGAUGAAGUUGCAGAAAUUGCGAAAAGAUACGUCAACAGAGAUCGAGCAGUUGCAGAAGAAACAUCUCGAGGAAGUCAGAACUCAGAACGUAAGGCAGCUUUUUGUUGCUGAUUUCUCUGCUUUAGAAUUGUAA
This is a messenger RNA of Rhopilema esculentum, 1842 nucleotides long. The record is from RefSeq and is a predicted model, not a curated record. NCBI's taxonomy places the organism in Eukaryota, Metazoa, Cnidaria, Scyphozoa, Rhizostomeae, Rhizostomatidae.